Molecule: messenger RNA, 1787 nt
Organism: Carassius carassius (crucian carp)
Lineage: Eukaryota; Metazoa; Chordata; Actinopteri; Cypriniformes; Cyprinidae
Product: voltage-gated potassium channel subunit beta-2-like
Exons: 16
Coding region: 348-1451 (367 amino acids)
Biological process (GO): regulation of action potential; regulation of potassium ion transmembrane transport; transmembrane transport
Cellular component (GO): voltage-gated potassium channel complex; juxtaparanode region of axon; cytoplasm
Molecular function (GO): voltage-gated potassium channel activity; potassium channel regulator activity; transmembrane transporter binding
Source: RefSeq, a predicted model, not a curated record
CGUGAAACAUAUUUCUAGUGACGUACUGCGAGGCCAACCAAUCAAACGCCGCUGUCUAUUCGUGGUGCGCCUCAACCAGCCAAUAGGAGCGUCCCAGUGCAGCGCGAGUGUGAAAAGCGGUGAAAAAGUCAUCGGAUGCUGCUGCUUGACCGACUUUCCUCUGACGGAAGGGAAGCACGACAUCACACUAAACAGUUUGAGCGGUGAAAAAAGUUGAAUUGUCGCUUUUGAUGAACUCUUAUCCCGCUGCAAGAGGUCUUGUUAGGUGAGAGACAGACGUGUAGGUUGACAGGAGAGAAAGAGAGACCCCUCUGCAGCCUGGCCACCAGCCCACUCUCUCGUUCCCCAUGUAUCCAGAAUCGACCACAGACUCUCCCGCCCGCCUCUCUCUCAGACAGACAGGCUCCCCAGGCAUGCUCUACAGUGCGAGAUACGGGAGCCCCAAACGGCAGCUGCAGUUUUACAGAAACCUGGGGAAGUCGGGCCUGAGAGUCUCAUGUCUUGGAUUAGGAACAUGGGUGACAUUCGGAGGACAGAUCACAGAUGAGAUUGCAGAGCAGCUGAUGACUCUGGCGUACGAGAAUGGGAUCAAUCUGUUCGACACGGCAGAGGUCUACGCUGCAGGAAAGGCGGAGAUGGUGCUGGGCAACAUCAUAAAGAAGAAAGGAUGGAGACGCUCCAGCCUAGUCAUUACAACCAAAAUAUUUUGGGGUGGAAAAGCAGAGACUGAGAGAGGACUGUCAAGAAAACACAUUAUAGAAGGAUUGAAGGCAUCAUUGGAGAGACUGCAGUUAGAAUAUGUGGACGUAGUGUUUGCAAACAGACCAGACCCCAACACACCCAUGGAAGAGACUGUGCGAGCGAUGACCCAUGUGAUCAAUCAGGGAAUGGCGAUGUACUGGGGAACAUCACGCUGGAGUCCGAUGGAAAUCAUGGAAGCGUACUCUGUGGCCCGACAGUUCAACCAGAUCCCACCAAUCUGCGAACAGUCAGAGUAUCACAUGUUCCAGAGGGAGAAGGUGGAGGUGCAGCUUCCCGAGCUCUUCCAUAAGAUCGGUGUGGGUGCGAUGACAUGGUCCCCGCUGGCCUGUGGGAUAAUCUCAGGGAAAUACGACAGCGGGGUGCCAGCCUACUCUCGCGCCUCACUGAAGGGCUACCAGUGGUUGAAGGACAAGAUCUUGAGCGAGGAGGGCCGACGCCAGCAGGCGAAGCUGAAAGAGCUGCAGGCAAUCGCUGAGCGGCUGGGCUGCACGCUGCCACAGCUAGCCAUCGCAUGGUGCCUGAGAAAUGAAGGUGUGAGCUCUGUGCUCCUUGGAGCCUCCAGCACGGAUCAGCUCAUGGAGAAUAUAGGAGCAAUACAGGUUCUUCCAAAGUUAUCCUCCUCCAUCGUCCACGAGGUGGACAGUAUCCUGGGCAACAAACCCUACAGUAAAAAGGACUACCGCUCCUAGUGUGGGACCGGACGGGACCAGAUGCUCCACACCCACCUUUGCCUGAUCCUCCGUUCGCUUCAGCUUUUACUGAAUGAGUACCGGCCGCAUGAGACGGGCAAGCACCCACAAACCCUGGAGAGCAAGACUUUUAGAACACAAAGGGCAAGAAACGUGAAAAAAAAAAAAAAAAAAAAAAAAAAGACACAUCACUGACUGAGGGGUUGACAUUCAGGAUAGAGAGCAAUGCAUUGAAGAUAUGUGCUUAUGGAUUCUUCUGUAUGAGUGCUUUAAACCAGAUCAUUAGGGUAAUUCAGAACAGAAUGAAAAAUAAUAUGCUUAAAAAAAUGUUUUUUU